Messenger RNA from Pseudophryne corroboree (corroboree frog), 4511 nucleotides. Its product is annotated as zinc finger protein 585A-like. The record is from RefSeq and is a predicted model, not a curated record. Gene Ontology annotation, biological process: regulation of transcription by RNA polymerase II. NCBI's taxonomy places the organism in Eukaryota, Metazoa, Chordata, Amphibia, Anura, Myobatrachidae. Gene Ontology annotation, molecular function: DNA-binding transcription activator activity, RNA polymerase II-specific; RNA polymerase II cis-regulatory region sequence-specific DNA binding. Gene Ontology annotation, cellular component: nucleus. The transcript is spliced from 2 exons. Bases 64 to 3189 code for a protein of 1041 amino acids.
CCAUAAUGUAUUUUAUUUCCAGCAGAUGGACACACAAGCAGGAAUAUCUCAGAAGGACAUCUAAUGUUAUCCCCGGAUUGUGACAUAAAAGAUAAUGACAGUAGACAGGAUUCUCCAGGAGCUAACCCCAUUACCCCAAUUAUACAUCCAGCUCUGUCAGCUGAUCCCCCUGAUCCUGGUGAAUGUUCUCCUGAUCACUCUGAUAUUGGUGCAUCUGUUACAGCUCUGACAGUAGAUACAGUGUUUCCGUGUUCUGUAGAUGCCAAAUGUUUUACACAGAACACAAAGCCUAUUAACCCACACACAGGUAAGGUAGGUGAAAGGCCACUGAUAUGUCCAGAGUGUGAGAAAUGUUUUACAUACAAAUCAGAUCUUGUUAUACAUCAGAAAAGUCACAUAGGUGAGAAGGCAUUUCCAUGUUCUGAGUGUGGGAAAUGCUUUGCACGGAAAUCAUGUCUUGUUAGACAUCAGAGAAGUCACACAGGUGAGAAGCCAUUUCCAUGUUCUGAGUGUGGGAAAUGUUUUACACAUAAAUCAGAUCUUGUUAAACAUCAGAGAAGUCACACAGGUGAUAAGCCAUUUCCAUGUUCUGAGUGUGGGAAAUGUUUUACACGGAAAUCAGAUCUUGUUAUACAUCACAGAACUCACACAGGUGAGAGGCCAUUUCCAUGUUCUGAGUGUGGGAAAUGUUUUACACGGAAAUCAGAUCUUGUUAUACAUCACAGAACUCACACAGGUGAGAAGCCAUUUCCAUGUUCUGAGUGUGGGAUAUGUUUUGCACACAUAUCAAAUCUUGUUAUACAUGAGAGAAGUCACACACAUGAGAAGCCAUUUUCUUGCUCUGAGUGCAGGAAAAGUUUUACCUGGAAAUCCCUACUUGUUAUACAUCAGAGAAGUCACACAGAUGAGAAGCCUUUUCCAUGUUCUGAGUGUGGGAAAUGUUUUGCAAACAAAUCAGAUCUUGUUAAGCAUCAGAGAAGUCACACAGGUGAGAGGCCAUUUCCAUGUUCUGAGUGUGGGAAAUGUUUUGCACACAAAUCAGAUCUUGUUAGACAUAACAGAAGUCACACAGGUGAGAAGCCAUUUCCAUGUUCUGAGUGUGGAAAAUGUUUUACACAGAAAUCACAACUUGUUAUACAUCAGAGAAUUCACACAGGUGAGAAGCCGUUUUCCUGUUCUGAGUGUGGGAAAUGUUUUUCAUGGAAAUCAGAUCUUGUUACACAUCAGAGAAGUCACACAGGUGAGAAGCCAUUUUCAUGUUCUGAGUGUGGGAAAUGUUUUACACAGAAAUCAGCUCUUGUUACACAUCAGAGAAGUCACACAGGUGUGAAGCCGUUUUCCUGUUCUGAGUGUGGGAAAUGUUUCGCAUUUAAAUCAGUUCUUGUUAUACAUCAGAGAAGUCAUACAGGUGAGAUGCCGUUUUCCUGUUCUGAGUGUGGGAAAUGUUUCGCAUUUAAAUCAGUUCUUGUUAUGCAUCAGAGAAGUCACACAGGUGAGAAGCCGUUUUCCUGUUCUGAGUGUGGGAAAUGUUUCGCAUUUAAAUCACAUCUUUUUCCACAUCAGAGAAGUCACACAGGUGAGAUGCCGUUUUCCUGUUCUGAGUGUGGGAAAUGUUUCGCAUUUAAAUCAGUUCUUGUUAUACAUCAGAGAAGUCACUCAGGUGAGAAGCCGUAUUUCUGUUCUGAGUGUGGGAAAUAUUUUGUAUGGAAAUCAGAUCUUGUCACACAUCAGAGAAGUCACACAGGUGAGAAGCCGUAUUCCUGUUCUGAGUGUGGGAAAUGUUUUGCACAGAAAUCAAAUCUUGUUACACAUCAGAGGAGUCACACAGGUGAGAAGCCGUAUUCCUGUUCUGAGUGUGGGAAAUGUUUUGUACGGAAAUCAGAUCUUGUCACACAUCAGAGAAGUCACACAGGUGAGAAGCCGUUUUCCUGUUCUGAGUGUGGGAAAUGUUUUGCACAGAAAUCAAAUCUUGUUACACAUCAGAGGAGUCACACAGGUGAGAAGCCUUAUUCCUGUUCUGAGUGUGGGAAAUGUUUCGCAUUUAAAUCACAUCUUUUUCCACAUCAGAGAAGUCACACAGGUGAGAUGCCGUUUUCCUGUUCUGAGUGUGGGAAAUGUUUCGCAUUUAAAUCACAUCUUUUUCCACAUCAGAGAAGUCACACAGGUGAGAUGCCGUUUUCCUGUUCUGAGUGUGGGAAAUGUUUCGCAUUUAAAUCAGUUCUUGUUAUACAUCAGAGAAGUCACUCAGGUGAGAAGCCGUAUUUCUGUUCUGAGUGUGGGAAAUAUUUUGUAUGGAAAUCAGAUCUUGUCACACAUCAGAGAAGUCACACAGGUGAGAAGCCGUAUUCCUGUUCUGAGUGUGGGAAAUGUUUUGCACAGAAAUCAAAUCUUGUUACACAUCAGAGGAGUCACACAGGUGAGAAGCCGUAUUCCUGUUCUGAGUGUGGGAAAUGUUUUGUACGGAAAUCAGAUCUUGUCACACAUCAGAGAAGUCACACAGGUGAGAAGCCGUUUUCCUGUUCUGAGUGUGGGAAAUGUUUUGCACAGAAAUCAAAUCUUGUUACACAUCAGAGGAGUCACACAGGUGAGAAGCCUUAUUCCUGUUCUGAGUGUGGGAAAUGUUUCGCAUUUAAAUCACAUCUUUUUCCACAUCAGAGAAGUCACACAGGUGAGAUGCCGUUUUCCUGUUCUGAGUGUGGGAAAUGUUUCGCAUUUAAAUCAGUUCUUGUUAUACAUCAGAGAAGUCACUCAGAUGAGAAGCCGUAUUUCUGUUCUGAGUGUGGGAAAUAUUUUGUACGGAAAUCACAUCUUGUUACACAUCAGAGAAGUCACACAGGUGAGAAGCCGUUUUCCUGUUCUGAGUGUGGGAAAUGUUUUGCACAGAAAUCAAAUCUUGUUACACAUCAGAGGAGUCACACAGGUGAGAAGCCGUAUUCCUGUUCUGAGUGUGGGAAAUGUUUUGUACGGAAAUCAGAUCUUGUUACACAUCAGAGAAGUCACACAGGUGAGAAGCCGUAUUCCUGUUCUGAGUGUGGGAAAUGUUUUGCACAGAAAUCACAUCUUGCUACACAUCAGAGAAGUCACACAGGUGAGAAGCCAUUUUCAUGCUGUGAGAGAAAUAAAUCCGCUCUUGUUGAACACAUUAGACAUUACCCAAGUACGGAACCAUUUACAUCUUCUGGAGUAUAAUUAUCACUGUCGUCCAAUGUUCCUCAAGGUUGAAUCCUAUCUCCUAUGCUUUAUAAAAUAUACAUGCUAGCACUGGGUGAUAUAAUCAGACGUCAUGGCCUGGUCUACCACUGAUAUGCAGAUGACCUGCUUUUUGCUCCAUGUACUGAGAACCUAAUACCAGUCCUAAAUGGUUGUCUAGCUGAGCGCCAGGGGUGGAUGAUGCCAGUUGGCUGUGACUCAGUCUUUGUGAAACAUAAUAGAAGCUCACCAACAAAAGACAAGACUACAGCUUUACCAACCAUCUGGAUUUAUGCUUUGGUGUUCAGAAUUGCAAAAUACUGAACAUGUGCUGAAUCUUUGUGUUGUCCUGGUUUGUGGCUGACACAGACAUCAGGUAUCUGCCACAUACAAAUCCUCAUUCUUCCAUCUGUGGACCAUAGCCAGAAACAAGCUCUUGAUUCCCUCAGAAGUUCAUAGACUACUGCAAUGCCAUCUACCUGGGUCACCCAGCAAAAUAAUUACAGAGCUUGCAGAUAGUACAUAAUGCAGCAGCCAAGCUGUUACCUAACCAGCCCGUUCCUGCCACAUAACACCCAUUCUCUACUCCCUUCACCGGCUGCCUGUAAGAUGACAAAUCUAUUUCAUAAUUGGCUAACUGACCUUCCCAGCCCAACAUUACAUGGUCCAAGGUACUAGAAGCAGCUCCUGCCUCCUUACUGCCCUGCUUGCUUGCUUCUACAGAUGAAGGACUGUUACCGACAGUACCAAGAAUCUCCUGUCAUUCAUUUAUGGGUUGAACUUUAGCUUUGCAGCCUUGACCAUGGAACUCACUGCCUUGCACAGUCCAAGAGGCCUGCACUCUAGAGACCUUCACAUUAAUGUACCUCUAUUUCUCAUACGUCCUAGAGGAUGCUGGGGAUUCCAAAAGGACCAUGGGGUAUAGACGCAUCCGCAGGAGCUUGGGCACACUGUAAAGACUUAAACUGGGUGUGAACUGGCUCCUCCCUCUAUGCCCCUCCUCCAGACCUCAGUUAGACUUUGUGCCCAGGAGUGAUGGGUCACACACUAGGGGAGCUCUACUGAGUUUCUCUGAAAGACUUUAUGUUAGGUUUUUUAUUUUCAGGGAGACCUGCUGGCUACAGGCUCCCUGCAGCGUGGGACUGAGGGGAGAGAAGCAGGACCUACUUCUGUGAGUUUCAAGGCUCUGCUUCUCGGCUACUGGACACCAUUAGCUCCAGAGGGUUCGAUCACUUGGUGCGCCUAGCUGCUUGUUCCCGGAGCCACGCCGUCAUUCCCCUCACAGAAGCCAGAAGAAAGAAGUCGGGUGAGUAUUGGAAGAA